This is a messenger RNA of Yarrowia lipolytica CLIB122, 1944 nucleotides long. RefSeq lists its product as uncharacterized. Lineage: Eukaryota; Fungi; Ascomycota; Dipodascomycetes; Dipodascales. Gene Ontology annotation, molecular function: protein binding. The record is from RefSeq and is a predicted model, not a curated record.
AUGAGCUUCCCCCAACAAGUAAUAGCGCCGGGCCAACGGCUCAACGAGCUUCUGGAGGCCAUCAAACAGGAGUUCGACUCCGUGACCAACGAGGCGUCCGUCUACCGGCUGCACAAGGACGAGUUUGACGUCAAGGUGAACCAGCAGACGUCAGAUCUGGGCCAGAUUCGACAGUCGGUCUACGAGCUAGAAAUGGCGCACCGAAAGAUGAAGGAGCGCUACGAGGAGGAAAUCAUGCGGCUCAAGAGCGAGCUGGAGGCCCGAGGUGGACCCGCUGCGAACCCCGCACACUCCCAGCAGCAGCAACAGCAGCAACAGCAACAGCAGCAACAGCAGCAGCAGAACCAGCAGGCACAGGACCAACAAGCACGGGCCGCGCAACAACAGGCAGCCCAGCAGCAGGCCCUCGCCCAGCAGCAGGCCGCCCAGCAGCAGGCUCUGGCCCAACAGCAGGCCCAGGCUCAACAGCAGGCCCAGGCCCAGGCCCACCACAUGGGUGGUGUGCCCCCUUCGCAAGGACAGCCCCCGUCGCUGCUGCGUCCAUCAUCCAACGUGUUCAGCGGCAUCAUGUCCGGUCAGCCCGGCACCUCUUCUCUGGCUCCCCCGCAGGGACAGCCCGGUCAGCCCCAGCCUGGUCAGCCCCAACCUGGUCAACCCCAGCCCUACUCCGGCUACGUGGGUGCUAACGGCUACACGUCUUCGCCACAUAACGGACCCCCCGUCAUCAGCGCAAUGGCCUCGCCCAACAGCAAGAAGCGACAGGUGUCGACCCCCGUUCCCGGCAAGGCGUCUCCCCAGGUGGCCCCCCAAGAGAUGCAACAGCAGCAGCAACAGCAGGGCCCUCCACAGCAGCAGCAACCUCCCCAGCAGCAGCAACAGAGCCCCGAAGAGAUGGGCAACUACCUGGGCGACAUGGACAUUGAGCGGGUACCUCCGGAGCUCAAAAAACAAAAGGCCGACUGGUUUGUCGUUUACAACCAGCGAGCACCACGGCUGCUGGACGUGGAUAUUGUGCAGUCGCUGGACCACAACUCUGUAGUGUGCUGUGUGCGGUUCUCCGCUGACGGCAAGUACAUUGCCACUGGCUGUAACCGAUCUGCCCAGAUUUUCGACGUGCAGACUGGCCAGCUCAUCUGCCGGCUGCAGGACGACUCGGUCGACCGAGAAGGCGACCUGUACAUCCGGUCCGUGUGUUUCUCGCCGGACGGUAAGUACCUGGCCACCGGCGCCGAGGACAAGCAGAUCCGAGUGUGGGACAUUAAAUCUCAGAGCAUACGGCACGUGUUCACUGGCCACGAGCAGGACAUUUACUCGCUGGACUUUUCGCGAAACGGCCGACACAUUGCCUCUGGCUCUGGCGACCGCACAGUCCGAAUGUGGGAUAUUGAGAGCGGCCAGUGUACUCUAACCCUGUCGAUCGAGGACGGCGUCACCACGGUGGCCAUCUCGCCCGACGGCAAGUUUGUGGCUGCAGGCAGCUUGGACAAGUCUGUGCGAAUCUGGGACACCUCUACCGGUUUCCUGGUUGAGCGUCUGGAGGCCCCUGAUGGACACAAGGACUCCGUCUAUAGUGUGGCUUUCACCCCCAACGGUAUGGAUCUUGUUUCCGGCUCGCUGGACAAGACGAUCAAGCUGUGGGAGCUGCAGGCUCCUCGAGGCAUUCAGGCCAACCAGCGAGGAGGCGUCUGUGUCAAGACGCUGUGUGGACACAAGGACUUUGUUCUGAGUGUGGCCAGCACGCUGGAUGGGCAGUGGAUUCUUUCCGGCUCCAAGGACCGGGGUGUGCAAUUCUGGGACCCUCGAACGGGCCAGGUGCAACUCAUGCUGCAGGGUCAUCGAAAUUCGGUCAUCAGUGUGGCUCCUAGUCCCAUGGGCGGGUUGUUUGCUACUGGAAGUGGAGAUUGCAAGGCUCGAAUCUGGCGAUACUUUCCUGUCAACAGAUAA